Neoarius graeffei (lesser salmon catfish) is the source of this 10712-nucleotide messenger RNA. Its product is annotated as nucleus accumbens-associated protein 2. The transcript is spliced from 7 exons. Lineage: Eukaryota; Metazoa; Chordata; Actinopteri; Siluriformes; Ariidae. Gene Ontology annotation, molecular function: protein binding; DNA-binding transcription factor activity, RNA polymerase II-specific; RNA polymerase II cis-regulatory region sequence-specific DNA binding. The coding region runs from base 724 to 2370 and encodes 548 amino acids. Gene Ontology annotation, biological process: regulation of transcription by RNA polymerase II. The record is from RefSeq and is a predicted model, not a curated record.
AGCUGUGCCUUUAAAGCACAAACACACUCCCUACAGGACUGUAGCAUGAUGUCAUACACUCUCCAUGUGAGGAGCUGCAACUCACUUCCUGGAGAGAGAGAGAGAGAGAGAGAAGUUAAAGUGAAGCGAAAACUUUAAAGCAGGGAUUGGGACACAGGAAUGCAAAUAAAGCUGAAUUGAAUUGGAGAGAGAGCGAGAGAGAGAGAGAGAGAGAUGGGGAGAGCAUGAGCGUGCGGGACAGCGCGCGUGCACACCGAGUGAAGUGAAGUGAAGCGAAGUGAAGUGCAUGUGCUCACCGCCGUUCUUCUUCUUCUCCUCCUCCUUUCCGUUUUCUUUUUUUCUUUCUCUCCCUUUUUUCUUUUUUUUGCGUAAAGUUCGGUCUCGCGGAGCCGCAGUGACGCAAUCAGCAUUUCAGUGCGCGCCGUUUCUGGCUUCUCCUGCGCGUGACGCAUGAUGGGUGCCAUGUUUAAUUUCCUACUUCACUGAUUUAUAUGCUGCAUUGAUUACACACAAACCCUUUCCCUUUUCAUCGCUGAUGCACUGGAACCCAGCUGCAGAGAGACAGACAGACAGACAGACAGAGAGAGAGAGUGAGACAGAGAGAGAGAGAGAGAGAGAGUGUCAGUGUUGCACGGAGUUCGAGAGCGUCCAAGGUUUUCCACUGUGACUGAAGAGUGAACUUGGCAGAUGAGCCGCUGUGUGUGUGUGUGAACGCGGGCCGCCAUGUCGCAGCUGCUGCACAUGGAGAUCCCGAACUUCGGCAGCGCCGUGCUGGUGUCUCUGAACGAGCAACGCCUGCAGGGCCUGUACUGCGACGUGUCCAUCGUGGUGAAGGGGCAGGCGUUUAAGGCGCACCGUGCCGUCCUCGCUGCCAGCAGCCUCUACUUCCGUGACCUGUUCAGCGGCAGCGCCAAAUCGGAAUUCGAGCUGCCUUCUUCAGUCACUCCGGCCUGCUUCCAGCAAAUCCUGUCCUUCUGUUACACGGGGAAGCUGACGAUGGCGGCCAGCGAGCAGCUCGUGGUCAUGUACACGGCCGGGUACCUGCAGAUCCAGCACAUCGUCGAGAGGGGCAUGGAGCUCAUGUUCAAGGCUAACUCGCCUCACUGUGACUCGGCCACCGCUGCCACAGACGAGCCCGGCUCGGAGCCUCAGAGCCCCAGCAACAACAACAACAACAACGCAAACACAAACCACACCGUCGCCGCGGCAGCAGCGGUCAUGUUGGCUCCUCCCAGCUGGUCACCUUCACUCCGCAGAGUGAAAACAGAGAGCAAUGAGACGCCACUCAGCCUCCUGGGAGGAGCCAAGAGGAAUUCUGGGGUGCGAGGAAACUCGAUCUUCUACCCCGGCAUGCCCCCGUAUCCCACCAUGCCCGGGGAGCGCUCCAGCCCAGGGGCGUCCAGCCUGCCCACGACGGACAGCCCCACCUCUUAUCAGAACGAGGACGAGGAGUUUGACGAGGAGAACUACGACGGGAUCAGCGAGGACGCUUUCGCACAGCUGUACGGCCGCACGACACAUCCUUACGCAAUGACGGAUAAACCCGAGAUGGUUCCUGUGCCUCUGGAGAGUCGUCCCUGUGUCCUGCUACGUCGUGAUUUGGUGGCUCUGCCCGCAAGCCUUAUUAGCCAAAUCGGCUACCGCUGCCACCCCAAACUCUACACGGAGGGCGACCCGGGGGAAAAACUCGAACUCGUUGCCGGUUCGGGAGUGUUCAUGACCAGAGGACAGCUGAUGAACUGCCACUUGUGUGCUGGGAUUAAACACAAGGUCUUGUUGAGGCGACUGCUUGCGACUUUCUUCGACAGAAACACUCUGGCGAACAGCUGUGGGACUGGAAUCCGUUCCUCGACCAGUGACCCGAGCAGAAAGCCUCUGGAUAGUCGCGUUCUAAAUGCCGUCAAACUCUACUGUCAAAAUUUUGCACCCAACUUCAAAGAGAGUGAGAUGAACGUGAUCGCCGCCGACAUGUGCACCAACGCGCGCCGUGUCAGGAAAAGAUGGCUCCCCAAGAUCAAGUCCAUGCUGCCUGAAGGCAUCGACAUGUACCGUGGCUCAGGGGCAGGGCUUAACCUGGGUGUUCCGUUGACCUUUGACCCAGACUGCAAGCAGCUGCCGCUGUUCGGAGAGCGUAAGGAUGCUGUAAGAACUCAGCAGCCGCUGGAUAACGAGAGUCCGGAGCUCAUCGAGGGCCAGGCGGAGGAGGAAGAGGAGGAGGAGGAGGAAGGAGCCAUUGCCGAGGGAGUGGAGGAGACUUUAGGGGCGAAUUCUCUUCUUCUAGGGGUCGAGGGUGGAGUUCAGGGUCGUCUGGCACAUGAUGGACAGCAGGAGGAGGAGUUUGGGGAGGGUCUGAGGAUAAACGAGCAGUGAAAAGCUGCUGGUGUUUGAACAGGAACGUGUGGCUGGAGAAGCCGGGCUGUGUUUCAGUACUGCUUUUAGUGCGCCCUUAUCAACUUCCCCUAGACUGAAUGUAGUGCAGGUGUUCAGAUACGUUAUCGCCUUAAGUGAAGUUCAUUAGAUGAUGAUGUGAAUGUAAUUGAAGUUUUAUAAAUGGCAAAAAAGAGUAGAAGGAAAAAGACGCAAGACUGACAGGCAGAGAGGCCACACCUCCUUAUCUACGCACGCCUCCUUUACUGAGACUGAUGUAUACAAAGGCCACGCCUCCUUUACUGAGACUGACAAUGGCGGUAAAAGAGGCGUGGCCUCUCGCUUUUCUUUUUAUACCAAGGUGCAGCUUUGGAAAAUGUGCUCCUCCGUACACACUCCAGGUGUGACUUUUUUCCAAGUGAAUCAGGACGAAUUAAAAACAGUACUGAAACACGGAACAUAUCAGAAGUGAACCACGCCCAUGUGCAGCAGUGCAUGCUGGGUAGAGUGAGCUAACAGGACAAACACAGGCAUUGCUUAUGUAAGUUGAAAAAGAUUUGCACUCGUGCUGAGAUGAACUCAUGCACUUCUUUAACCAUCAGAUUUUUUAGCCAAAAGUGCAAUGGAAGACGUCUGUAAGCGUCUCAUGAGGCCAUAUGAGACCUGAAAGGACCUCCGUGACCUUCCUCUGGAGAGAUUUCUUUUUGCGAUACACUGAAUGUUCUGUACUUUCCAGGAAAACGAAACCUCCCAAGAAAAUGAAAUUACAUUACUCUAUUGUCCAUCGGGAAAACACUGUGCAUGCGAACGGCUGCGGCGAUUGAAAGCUCGAGCUCGUUUAGGAUCUCGGUCCAAGAUCCCAAAAUAACAUUUUAAAGGAAUACUCUGGAAUAUUUUCAUCUGAUCUCGAUCCACUGCAUCAGUAGUUUAUUCUCUAUACAAGAACGUAUUCACGUUCCCUUGAACAUGAGAAGAGAACGGGACUUUUUUUUUUUACAUGUAAUUAAAACUAGAUAGAGACAGUGACAAAAGCCACAGUGAUUUGUGCUAGCUGUUACAAACCGGGACCUCUGGUCACCGUACCCUAUAGAUCUGGAAUGGUAAGAGAUGGAGAAUGACACUUAGUGAGGGAAAGUUGCAUCCUGACACCCUGAACAAGAUAAAAUAAAAAAAACUGAUUGAAAAAAAACAUGAAAAUUGACAGAGUUGUAAGUGAUUGAAAUAAAUCCUGUUUUUCAUGGAUCAUUCCAGAUCAGUGAUCCAGAUCAGCACCAAAAGUCAUAGCAACGUAAUUCAGCCCAGAGGGAUUCUUCAUGUGAAAUUUGGUGAUGAUUGGUUGAAAACUGAGGGAGAAAUAGCGUCCUUGAAAAUGUUAGGAGAAUAAUAAUAAUAAGAAUACUAAAGGAGGAAGAUCCUGAAUGAGAGUAACAGUUUGCGCCAGCGGUGCUAGCAGAAAUUAAUUUACUUACAGUAGAAGUCUAUAGGGGCGUGCACACAGGCAGGCAACAGCGGCGAUGUGGCAGCCAGAGCUCGGUGAAAUUUAGCGACAGGUGAAAUAACUGUUCACGGCGUGAAGUGGGCGGGUCCUGAGUUAAACUAAUCCUGCGAUUGAGGUGACUACCAACAGGAGCGAAGGAUACCGUUAACUGACAUGAUGCCAACACUGAGUUCCCCAAAACGUUUACCACAAGGAGGCACUAACAACGAGAGAACCGCAUGAUACGUGCACGUGCUAAAAAAUAUGUGACGAUAAAACGCAACUUCCGUAAAGUGUUCAGAUUAAACAGAUGUGAAAGAAAAUCAACUUUACUUCAUAUUGGUUACUUUCCAACACUGGAGCAAUGCAGUAAGAAAGUCCUAUUGUUCCAGUGACUUUACUUCCUGGUAUCCUGACACCAUCAGGAAAAGUAGUUCCAUGGAUUUAUGAUAGUUGAGCCGUUGCUAUGGUAACAUGGGAGACACAUGAGAACAUUCCUGCGUUUUCAGGCCAAACAGGAAUAAAAUUAAUCCGGCAAAACGGAAAAGAAAAGCCGAUUCACUGAAGGGGAAAGGACACGUAUUUGUGGUUACAUUCACUUUGGGUGUGACUUUAUUGACCAAUCAGAGCUCAGUCUUUUCAAUAAUAAAAGCGCAGAUUUUAUAAAAUAAGAGAUGUAAUUCACAAAGUUAAAUUUCGCCAAGACAUUUUAUCUUAGGGCCGACUUUAAUUUUUUUUAAAUUCUUUUUUAACGACUGAGGAAUUUGGACAAGUUUAACGAUUUCCUUUAAUCUCAUUAAUUAAAGCUCAACCAGCAGGAGUUUGUUUAUGCCCUUAUCAUGGAGCGUGAACUUCUGUUUUAUCUCUCAGCCUGCUGGAUUUUUUAUCGUUAGCAAUAUUAACACUUCUGUCCCAGUUUAUAAAUUUAGAAAAUGACCUGUUUCAUGUCCAGUGUGUAAGAGACUCCGCUGUCCACAGUUUGGGGUAAAGAGCUCUUCUGCUGUUUUCUUGCUGCUGAUUAAAUGCCGGUUGCUGGAUCGAUCAUGUGCACAAUGCAGAUGUGGUGUAUGGAGAUUUUCGACUCGAUGUCCAUUGGAGUAUUCCUUUAAAACCCAAAGCAAUGCCUGUGUUUGUUUAAAACAACCUCAGCUGUCAUUUACAAUAAUCCUGAAACAACAAAGAGCCUUUUUCACAAACACAGAUGGACUUGUGUAUGUACAGUCCAUACUGGAGCGUUUAAAGCCACGAUGCUUGCAUGCAAAACAAAAAUAAUACGAUUUUCAGAACCACAGCGUCGCAAGUUCAAUGCGGACACCUCGAAGAAAGUUUUUUUUAGUUUUGUUUUGUUUCCCUUCGGUAUCCGGAUGGUCUCCAUCGUGGCCCUGUUUAGAAAAACAAACGAACUACUUUUCACUGUGAGGGUCAGAAGAAAAAAAAAAGUUUCUUUGCUUGUGGUUCUCUACUGUAGAUUAUUUAAUAUGAGACUGGUAUCAUUUUUAUCGUUUUCUUGCUGGCUUUUUUUUUAGCAUUUGCACUUGAACUGAGGGAGGUGAUGGAGAAACUGAAGUGACUGAGUUCUUCACCCCUUUUGUUCUCCCUCGCAAUCGAUACAAAAAAAUUCGACGAAGAAAUUUCAGUGAAAUUUCAACACUACGAGCUCAGACACUUUUUUUCCUUUUUUUGGGGUUUAUUUUUUGGUUUUAAUUUCAUACUCACGAUGCAUAAUCUAUAGCAAAUCUCUCGCUGUGCGUUCUGCCUUUCCUGCUUGGUUUCCUGCAGAGUGUCUGAUUUUGCAAUACUUUUCUCCUGAAAGAGUGUGUGAGAUGAUCGUGCACACUUGACUCUUUGGAUUUUUCCCAGGACACAGGAAUGAAGAAAUCCAGAUUGUUGUUGUUGUUUUUCACAAACCAUCAUCAGAAAGAAGAGGAAGAGCGUUGUAUUGUUGUAGUUUGAAAGCCAGAAAUUGAAUCAAAAUUUUGUUUUCUCUCAGUCAGAAUCUUCAGGUUUGUUGAAUUUGCCUUUAGAGGAACAUUUUAACCAAAUAAAUAAAUAAAAAUCAAAUGCACACAGUUUCACCUCGAACCCGAAUGCUGGAGCUACGAGGCUAACAUAGCUAACAUGUACAAGUCAGUUCUGUCCAAAUUAUUUUUUUUUAAAUUAACUCAUGCUAUGAGCUUACAUUUAUCUUCAAGUUUUAAUUGAACUUUUUAACUGUCGGAGGCGGGGCUUACAUAAUGCUAUAAAAAUGUUCCUAGCCAGUUUGUUAGCAUGGUACGGACAGUACAAAUUGCACUUUGCUACUUUUUGACGUUGCAUUAGGAUUCGAUGACCAUCCCACAGUGAACUUCUCUCAGAUCACACUUGGUGUGUUUUGUUUUACCUGGAAUAUAUAUACCUGGUGAAAAUAUCCAAGGCUCUGAAAUUAAUUUGGAUGGUUUUAUAGGAGCCGUGUCACUCAUUAGCCUUUUGUACACCUACCUUCUCUCUUUGUCGCUCGUUUGUCUUUGAGAAAAAGAAGAAGUUGUUAAAUCUAAAACUCAAACUUAAGUGUUAUUUGGUUUGUCCAACAUGCGAACACUUAACAAGAGAGGAUUUACUCAAGCAGUCCAGGAACGAACAUCUACCUAUGUUAGCUGUUAGAUCCUGCAUUUAUUGUUUAAAAAAAAAAUUAAAGAGAUGUGGUCACAUGGUAAAAUUCUAAUGUAAAUCUAUUUUUUUAUUUCCUUUGCAUAUGCAUCAUCAUAAACUACUAAUCUUCCAUCAUUUAUAUUGCGUAAAAUCAAAGAAAGUCAAAGGCAGCAUGGUGAGGAGAUGUUUUGGCUCUUCACCAACCCCUAAUGGAAAGAGCUGUUAAUUUUUUUUAGAUGCAUUAAAGGUCCACAGGAGAGAAAGUGAACAAUGACGCUGAGGAAACUAUGAGCGAGCUACAGGGACCAUUCAGGACCGAAUCCGAUUUCCAGACACAUAUCUGUAAGAUAACGAUGUCUUUAUACUUUGGCAAUAAUGACAUCACAACACCCCCUCAAGAAAAACCAAUCCCAUCCAAAUAGGGCUUAAGCGUGUACACAGUGCACUCUGUGUCAUCCUGUGGAGAACAACAAACUGCAGUAGGACGAAAAGUCCGGAAUCACGUCCCGGUGUUCUGCUUCUCUGUGAAAGUUAGUUCGUAGUUGAUGUAUAGAUUAGAUAUGACAAGUCAUAUAGUGUCCCAAACCGGGUUUGAGGUGGAUAUUUACGCAGAAUAUUAGCCUCGCAGCUCCAGAGAGGAAACUUCAGACACCAGAAUGCCUCGGAUGAUCAACUGCAAUUGAGAUAAAAACAGAAAUUUGAUCGAAAUCCAUUUUCCGGUGGAUUAUUGUGUAGUAAAGAGGAAACUCUGUUUUUGUUGAACACAUAUUGACUCCUGAUGCUGUAGAUAAAUCUCUGUGUGGAUAGAUAGAUAGAUAGAUAGAUAGAUAGAUAGAUAGAUAGAUAGAUAGAUAGAUAGAUAGAUAGAUAGAUAGAUAGAUAGAUAGAUAGAUAGAUAGAUAGAUAGAUAGAUAGAUAGAUAUUGGAAGAGUAUCAGUGCCUUAAUAAGACGUUUUGGUGUAACAGACAAACACUUCUUCUGUUAAACCUCAGAAAGGUCGAGGAGAGACGUGUGAUGAUUUCAGAGCUAAAAUUCACCCACAGAAUCAAGAAAUUGGCCUUUUUUUCCUAUUUAUUUUUUAUCGUAGCGACUUAAACAUACCUGAGGAUUCUGACAAUAGCUGAUGUCUCUGGUGCAUGUUGAGCAAUGAUCCAAACAGCGGCGUUAUGUAUAGUGCAGACCUCCAGUUUGAGAGGUGGAAUCCUCUGUACGAUCAUGCAUUUAGCGUGCGUGAUGUAUGCAACCUGCUAGCAGAUCGGAGUAAAUGACGUACUGUAGCGCCGUAAAUGAUCCAUUUGUUGCUCUUGUAGGAAUCGUAUUUAAUCCUGCUUUUUUAUCAGUUGCACGACCCGUAAAGAGUUCUUUUUUUAUUUUAUUUUUUUUUAAAAAACAUCUGCACCUGCAAUAUCCCAAAAUUUAUCUUUCAUUUGUUUUUCUCUGAAUCGAUGUAAACUAUUGCACUAGAUGCUGAGAGGAACUCAGAAGAAUGUUUAUCGCUAAACCGAACGGUGGGAAAGCGCUGUUUGUGGUAGCAUAACGCUGUCCGAUGUGGAGUGACAGGAUAAUUUAUGUGUCUGUACGUAUUUCUUUUUUACAUUGUAGAUGCUACUUCUGUCAUUAAGACUUCACAGUCUCUAAAUUUUGGCACUAACGACUGAUUACUUUUGCACAAACUGCAAAAGAAGGGUAGGCUCCCCCCCCCCCCCCCCCCCAAAAAAAAAGUGUGUGAGAGAUUUGUUUUUGUUUUAUUUGGAGUUUUUGUGUACUUGUAUUCCUUCAUAUGUUUGAACAUAGCCAUGAAUCAUGACUAUCAAGAGCCAUGAAUCGACUCUUUUGGAUCUCAAACAACUCACUAUGUCUGGUUUAGAACAAAAUAGCAAGGAGUCGAUUCAUAUAUCGAGUCUUGGGAGUCGACUCUUGGGUGACUCGUGAAUCAUUAGUCUACUUCAGUGAUGGGAAUUCCUAAUGUUUUCAGCAAGUCAGAUAAUUUGACUCAACUGACCAUUAUGAGUCGACUCUUUUGGCUGUCAAUCAACUCACUAAUAUUAUGUCCAAUGUCCAACAAAAUGGCAAGGAGCCUUUUGGGAGUCGACUCUUAUAGAUGACUUAUAAAUCAUUAGUGUGCUUCAGUGAUAGAAAGCAAAAGGCAAGACACUGUUUGGGAGGCGUAAGGGUUGACUCCUGUUAAUGAAUCAUGAAUCAUCUGUAUGCUGUCAUGAUGGGAAUUCCAGCUCUGUUAAAUGAGUCAGAUCAUUGAUUCAGUUCACCAAUAAGAUGCAACUCUUUCAGUUCCUGAACACCUCAUUCAUAUUUUGUCUGGUUGAGAACAAAAGAGGAAGGAGCCCACUGGGAGCUGAAAGAGUUGACUCUUAUGGUGAAUAAUCUGUGUGAUUGGAAUGGCUGCUCUUUUCAGUGAAUCAGAUCAUUUGACUCAUCAAAAAGAGUUGACUUCUAGCUCAAAAAAGAAAAAAAACUCAUUGAUAUUACACCCUGUUUAGAACAAAAUGACAUCCAUUUGGGAGUCAUCUCUAGUAUCUGAAUUAUGAAUCAUUGGUGUGCUUUAGUGAAGCGAAUUCCUGAUCUUUCCAGUUUGUCCGAUCAUUUAACCCAUUUGAUUCAGUAAUAUUUUGUUCUAAACUGGACAUAGUUUGCAAUAUUGUGACUUUUUUUUUAAAUAAAUGAUGACGUCAGGGAUGCAAGUCACCUGUUUGUUUUCGUUCCAUUUAAAUCAUAAACGUGGCCACAGAGGACACCCACGUGCAGUGUUUAGACAGACAAAGCAACGCAAGAUUUAUUUGGUUUAAGUUGCUUCCUGAAGAUGAAUGAAUUCAGCUCUGAUGUUGAACACAGCUUUCUGAACAUUUUUUUUUAUUCAGUUACACUGUCAGAUUAUUAGAACUGCCAACAUCUACAAAAGAGAAGAUGUUGAGAAGAAAGACUUGUAUGUGAGACAGCUCUCAAUGUUCAUUUAAACGAUUCAGUUCAAAGAGUCGACUCAUUCACAAAUGACACAUCACUCAAAAAAAAAGGCCAAACAAUGAGUUUUAAAGCCUGAUUAUAAACAUUUCUGCUUUUUGUGUUUUAUAUUUGAAUGAUGCUGUAGGUAGUGAAUCGUUUCUAACUCACAAAGAUGCUGCUGUUUAAUUUUUAAUCAGCAGGUGCUUCUUAAUAAAAAUGGAUUUUUAAAGAAAUUGUUUUCUGAUGAGGGUCAGAGCACAUUUUCAAAACAAGACUCACACAUUUGAGCAUCUUGGGGUAUAAAACUAAUUAUGCACAUCUGGACCAUGGUUUUUUUUUUUUUAAGAAUAUUCUCAACCUGUUUGUUGAUCUGAAUUAUGAUGACACAUUAGAUUUCUGUGAUAAUAAAAUCUGCAGUAGUUCAAUAACAAAUAACGAUAGCAAGAAUCUUCCAGAACACUGGAUCUGUUUAAAUGUGCUGAGAUUUUUAAAACAGUUUUGUAUCGUUGUAAAAAUUGGGAUUUUUUUUCUCAUAUUUAAGCAAUAUUCAAACAUUUAGCAGAUUUGUGAAAACCCAAACUUUUUUUUUUUAUUUGGCUUUAAUUCAUGGAUGACCUUUGACCCUUGAAACAAUAUGAGGACUGAAUUGUGUGUGUGUGUGUGUGUGUGUGUGUGUGAGUGAGUGAGUCUUUGUUCAUAGAAAAAUAAUGAAUGCCAGCACUUUACCAUUUGGUGUGAAAGUCGGCGAAUGUAGGCCAUGUUUGUCUUUAAAAAAAGAAAAAGCCAUGUGCUCAAAGCGCAGACAAUCAGAGAACGAAUGUGCACUAAUUUUUACAUUUUGUUAGCAUGUAGCUAAAGUUCUGUAAACCUUUCACAGCUUUGCUUCAGCUUUUUACAGGUAAUAUCUCUCUUUCUCUCUCUCUCGCUCGUUUUUCUCUCUCGUUUUUGACGAUCUCUACUCAGAGGUCCAUCUGGUCCCAGGACGCAGAACAGCCGGAGUUUUACUGUACACUGACGACUGAGACUCUUCAAACAGCCAAGUUUUCCUUUAAUAUGGCAAUAUCACAGGACUGAGACAAAGAAACAUGGAAACUUUAUUUCGGAAACAAGAAACCGUUGUUUACGCUUUUUAAUGACUCUGAUUUCAUGAGAAAUUUCCCUUUGAAUUCGAAUCCUUGAUCAGAACUGCUUUUUGACUCGAGUGUCAUUCAACUCACUGAUUCAUUUACAAAUGCAAUUCAAAAAUGUUUGCUUUCUUAUAAAAUUCGUUAUUUCACCAAA